Messenger RNA from Mesocricetus auratus (golden hamster), 8451 nucleotides. It is a transcript of the gene Znf397, whose product is annotated as zinc finger protein 397. NCBI's taxonomy places the organism in Eukaryota, Metazoa, Chordata, Mammalia, Rodentia, Cricetidae. Gene Ontology annotation, biological process: regulation of transcription by RNA polymerase II. Bases 270 to 1880 code for a protein of 536 amino acids. Gene Ontology annotation, molecular function: RNA polymerase II cis-regulatory region sequence-specific DNA binding; DNA-binding transcription factor activity, RNA polymerase II-specific. The transcript is spliced from 4 exons. The record is from RefSeq and is a predicted model, not a curated record.
UGGGCUCUUUGUGGCCGCUGUGCGCCGUCGGGGCUGCUCCGGCGCCGGGGCGCUGUCGGAGGGCAGGCGGGCGGGGGACGCGUCCUGGUCUGUGGCCGCCGCUUCCCGGGGGACAGCCCCGGGGAUGUCCCCUGAGGCACGCGCCUACGCUGUGCUGUCACCCGGAAGCGAGAAGCGCACGAGAGCGGCGGGCUGCUGAGUUGGACAGGAUCCUCCCCAAGCACAAAACCCAGUUGUACUAAGGUUUUUGUGAACGAUUUCAGCCCAGAAUGGCUAUGGAAUCCAGAGCAGUUUCAACUCUAAAACCUCAGGAUCAAGAAGAUGAAUUGAUACUAGUCAAAAUAGAAGAUAGCUUUUCUUGGAGUCAGAAAUGUAAACAAAAUGGGAGUACCCAGUCUUGCCAAGAGCUGUUUCGUCAGCAGUUCAGGAAGUUUUGCUACCAUGAAACCCCUGGGCCCCGAGAGGCUCUGGGCCGACUCCAGGAACUGUGCUAUCAGUGGCUGAUGCCAGAGUUGCACACAAAGGAGCAGAUCCUCGAAUUGCUAGUGCUGGAGCAGUUUCUGAGCAUCCUGCCUGAGGAGCUGAAGAUGUGGGUUCAGCAGCACGGCCCGAGAAGCGGGGAGGAAGCUGUGACCCUGCUGGAGGAUUUGGAGAAAGAGUUUGAUGACCAAGGGCAGCAGGUCCCAGAUAGUCCACAAGGACCAUCAGUAUCAUGGAAAGACUUGACAUAUCUCAGAGCAUCCCAAGAUUCAACAAGCAUCCAAGUUCGGCCUUUGAAGACCCAGCUGAAAUCCUGGAAACCUUGCCUUUCCUCUAACAGUGGUAGGAAUAGAAACUUACCUUCAAGUUUAUAUUCUCAGAAUAGUGAAACAAGAGCAAAAGAAGACAUUUUAGAAGAAAAAUCACCAGAACUCUCUUGGGAUCCUUCAUUUAGAGGUGUUAGUGAGCACAAAAGCAAUCUAGAGUGGCAGCAAAGAAGUUCCCCUCUCCACAGGGGUAGUUUUAGUCAAGUGAUCUUCACACACAAAUCCUUAGCAAAGAGAGACCAUCAUGAUGAAUCUCAAAGAUGCUUAAUUCUAAGUACAAACUCUGUAACAUGUCAGAACGUUUCUCCAGAAGAGAGACCUUACAGAUGUGAUGUGUGUGGGCAUAGCUUUAAACAGCAUUUUUCUCUAACACAACAUCAGAGAAUCCAUACUGGAGAAAAGCCCUAUAAAUGUAAUCAGUGUGGGAAGGCCUUUAGCUUGAGGUCAUAUCUCAUUAUUCAUCAGAAAAUCCAUAGUGGUGAAAAAGCUUAUGAAUGUAAUGAGUGUGGGAAAGCCUUCAACCAGAGUUCAGCUCUCACGAGACAUCGGAAAAUUCAUACAGGUGAGAAAGCUUGUAAGUGUAAUGAGUGUGGCAAAGCAUUCAGCCAAAGCUCUUACCUAAUCAUCCAUCAGAGGAUCCACACCGGGGAGAAACCCUAUGAGUGUAACGAGUGUGGGAAGACCUUCAGCCAGAGCUCAAAGCUUAUUAGACACCAGCGAAUCCAUACAGGAGAGAGACCCUAUGAAUGCAACGAAUGUGGGAAAGCCUUCAAGCAGAGCUCGGAGCUGAUUACCCAUCAGAGGAUACACAGUGGGGAGAAACCCUAUGAGUGCAGUGAGUGUGGGAAGGCCUUCAGUCUGAAUUCAAACCUCGUAAGACACCAGAGAAUCCACAGUGGAGAGGAGCCUUACCAGUGUGAUGACUGUGGGAAAACCUUCAAAAGGAGCUCGGCCCUUGUUCAGCACCGGAGGAUCCACUCUGGGGAUGAAGCUUACAUAUGUAACGAAUGUGGGAAGGCUUUUAGGCACAGGUCAGUGUUGAUGCGCCAUCAGAGAGUCCACGCUGUUAAGUAACAAUUCUAGUAAAUAAAUCGAUCUAUUUUUCGCUAUAUUAGACAAAAGGUUGACUUGGCUUUGGAGGAAGAUUCCGUAAAGGCAGUUUUAAAAAAUAAAUUGUCUUCAGUCAGUCUAACUUUCUUUGUGCAGCACUUCCCAAUGCUAGUGCAAACUUUUUUUGAAACCUGCUGUGAUUUUCCAGAACAAGAUAUAAGACCAUUACUUUGGGCUUUGCUUUUAGGAAUACUCGGGGAAAGAAAAAAACAGUAAUGUAUUAAUGAGAUCUCAUUUUCUAUGAGAAUGUCAUGGGAAAAGCUUCAUUCUGUCUCACUACAUGUGAUUGUAGCAGGUUUGUUAGAUAAUGUGGAUGGCAUGAAAGACGGCUUAAGCUCAAAAAUUUUUACUAAGCAGUAGCCAGUCAACAAGAAAAGUGAGGAAACAGUUUGAUGGUUUGUUCAUCCCAAAACAGGCCCAAAAUGAAAUGAGCCUGAGAAGAAAAAGAUGCAAAUUAGUUUUUGCAAGCUGAGGGCCCUGUCUGGUUUCCACCCCUGUGCUGGGUAUAACCCAGGGCCUCACAUGCUAGGUAAGUCCUAAGUUAUUUUUUAAUACCUGCUUUAUACCAGGGUCUAGAAAUAUAGUAAUAAAAGGUAACUUCUACAGCUUAAUAGCCAUUGCCAGUCAGGUAAUGACACUAGUCUAUUACAGUUGGGGACGGGGGCGUAGUUUGGGUGUGAGACAAGGUUUCUCUGUGUAGCCUUGGCUGUCCUGGAACUCCUUCUCUAGACCAGGCUGGCCUCUGCUUCCCAAGUGCUGGAAUUAAAGGUGUGUGCCACCACUGCCCAGCACUCUCCUUUUCCCUCUUGCCCAAGAACUUUGAAUAAAGGAAACUGAAAUGAUAGGAAAAAUGAGGAGUUAACCAGGAAGGAAGGCCAGAUUGCACCAGAUUAACACCAGGAACAAAACAUGGAACAUUGCCUGUUGAGUUCUGAAUUGCAUCACAUCUGUGAGAAGUAUGGCUACAACUAGACUCUAAAGCACUGCACAUGAGCCUAUGAAGAAGUUUCUAUUAAUAAAUAAAAACCUAAGAGUCCUUGCUCAUGGCAUCAUGAAAAAGUUUGUCUUGGUCAAUGUGGCCUACUGGAAGACUGGUGGGUGUUUUCCUGGCACAGCCUGACACAACGUUUAAACUUCUACAGAGAGUGCUACCAGUGCGAUAUGUGAGAGAACAGCCUAGAUACCGCCCUGUUCUGUAGACAGUAUUGGAGUUGCUGUGUCAGAGGAUGCCAUAGCAACUGUUUCCAAGGCUGCUUCUCUACCCUUUCUCCACCAGAGCACAACUGCCUUGCUCAAGUGCUCAAAAAUUGCCAGUUUCUGGGUCUUUGGCUUUUUCUUCAAAUACCUUUCGAAUAUCUUGUCUUAUGUCAGCAAUAUUUAGCAGUAUCUUGAAAGUUUUGAGGACAGUGCUAGAGAAGUGAUAACCAAAAGAGGUAAUUGUUGGCUUUGCCUUUUCUAAGGCAACCCAUCAGGAAGAGUAUCCUAAGACUGGCGCACAGUGCAAGGCGGGAAGCUGAUGGGUUCAAGAGCCUGUCAUCCCUGCACUCUAGACAGACAAAGGAUGAGGCUCUCCUGGUCAGUUGGAGCUACAAGAUAAUUGGGGGAAAACACUGGAUUCAAAGACCUAAGAGUCUGGAGGAGUGACACCUUACCCAAAUCAAACCUAUGUGGAAACACAGAAGAGUAAUUUUAUGAGGAUAUAAAAGUUAAUUCUGUCUUACACAUUUGUGAGUAUAUACUAACGAAUAAAAAUAAUGAACUAAAUGCCUAUUGUGGGUGCUAAGUAGGAUAAUGUUACAAAAGGGAAAUACUCUAGAGCUCAUAUAAUGGGUAUUUGCCAAGGGCUUUGUAUAUGUGUUAGUCAUUAGUAAAAAUCGCAUUUUGCACAUAGGAAAUGGAGGCUAUCAUACCUAAAGGUCAGAAUUUCAACUCAACUAUUCUGGAAGCACUUUAUACUAUCCAUGGAAAAGUCCCAUUAACAUUUAAACAAAUUGGCCAGGCGUUGGUGACACGUGCCUUUAAUCCCAUCACUCAAGAGGCAGAGGCAGGUGGGUCUCUGUGAGUUCAAGGACAGCCUGGUCUACAGAGCAAGUGCCAGGAUAGGCUCCAAAGCUACACAGAGAAACCCUGCCUCAAAAAACCAUUUAAACAAAUCACAGAUACACCAGUGAGCAAUCCAUAUAUGCCCAGUCUUACAAGUUAAAGAUAUACUGGAAUAGAAGUGAAAGUGCUGCUAAUGGGCUAUGAAUACAUAUCUCUGACAGUCAGUACCAGAAGCCUUAAGCACUGCCUUGGACUUUGAAACCCUACCCAGAAAUAUAUUUAAGAAACCAUGAAUAUGCAGCCUAGCAAGCUGUUAAAACAAGUUAAACAUUCACGAUACAUUAAAUAUAUAACAUGAUCCCAUGUAAAACAUACAUUAAAAAUAAUGGAAAUCUACAAUGUCAAGAUGUUAUACUGGUUCUGAGUGGUGAAGUUACAGUUAGUGUGGUUUUCUUUAUUUCAAGUUUGACUGCAAAAUCUAAUACUGUUUAUAGAGGAAGGCAGGAGAAUAGUUCAAUUGUGAAGCAUAAGUUUACCAUGUUUAAGGUUGCCGGCUUAAUCCCUAGAUCCCCAGCCCUAGGCAGAGCAGCUAGUGAACAAAAGUCCAAAAUAAGCACUUGCCCUCUGACAUCCCUGUCUCAAGUCUUAACUUUGACCUUUCAUGGCUGAUGAAAUCAAUGCAAACAUAUCUACUUCAUAAUAUUAAACGGCUACCCUCAAAUUACACAUUCUUGUGCAAGUUAACAUAAGUGCUUGAAGAUUUAUGGCUGGAAAAGGCUAGUCUUAAGUUUAACAACUUCAUCAUUGGUGCUUUUCCAUGAAUUCAGAAGGCAUGAACACGUUAUCUCACGUCUAUAUCCUCAUGUUAAAGGAACAGAAGAUGAUCUGGUCAAAGUUUCAAUCUUUAUGCAGUGGAGUGGACACCAACAACAGCUGAAAGGAAGUUGUCUUUUUCUGGAAGAAAACAACGAAUGCCCUUGCCUCUGCCCUGCUCUCCUCCCUCGUGCUCCAGUGGCAGUUACAAAGCAGUGUGUGCCUCACAGGGACCUUAAGUCAGCCUCACCUGUCUCCCUCAUUUCACAGCUGCAUUAGAAUGGGAGGACUGAGGCGUUCAGUCAUUUCAGUGACCUAAAACCUACUCCUGUUUGCGAACUGCUGAAGAAAGUCACAUCUCUCCAGCCAGCCUAGGCUUCAUGUGAGGCCCUGUCUCAAAAUUACUCAAAACAUGGGCCUACAGAGAUGGCUCAGAGCGGUACUGCUCUUGUAGGAGACCAGAGGUCCCCAUCCCAGCACCCACAUUGGGCGGUUUACCCUCUGUAACUCCAGGGGAUCCAGUGCCCUCUUCUGGCCUCUGUAGGCACUUGCAUUCACAAGCACAUAAUUUCAAGUCAUUCCAAAGAUCUUUCUAACUUAGUAUUGAAGAUGUCUGGGUGUGUUUAGUUAUGUGCAUGAAUUUUAAAGGCAUUUGCUUUCAUUCCAGUGCUCCAGCAACUCAACCUUAAACGUCUAGCUGUCACAGCUUCCUGAUGCUGUUUAUGUAACCUAGAAACUAAGUGUGCUACUUUUCCCCACACUCCUACCCACCCUCCAGCCUAACUCCCCCAUGGUGUAUAUUCCUUUACAUGAAUGAUUUAAAAACGAAAUUUUAAAAUUUCAGUUUUAUAACAAUACAUUCCAUUACAUGCUCAUACUAAGCAACUGGAGUGCAUACUGAACAUAUAAAUAUUAAAAUUAGCAAAAAAAUUAUACUAAAGAUUUUUGCCAAAAAUAUUAGGAUUUCAGAAAAACACUAAUAGGAAGUGGUUCAAAAGUUAAUUUUGCUAUGAGUAACAGGAUUAUGGAUUAUUUAUACUUCUCAACACUCAAAAUUAGCGAAAGGGUUACAUGAUAUUUAGAACAUUGAGUCAUUCAUUUGUUAUCUAUAUGAAAAGGCAAUUCACUGUCCGUUUGAAUUAUCCCUUUAAGUUAGAUCGUAAAUAACAGUUGUGCAACCUUUGGAAGCGAGAACCACAUCCAAUUUUACCCCCCCCCCCCCAUUCACAAUAGCUAUCAUUACCAAGUCUUCAAAAAUGGUGCAUUUCCCUAAGUAGAAAUUACCCUCAGCAAUUGUAGGCUAAUUAAAAUUGCCAAAUUAAAAUCAAGAGUUUUGUAGAAUCUGAGAGAUUGGCUUAGUAUGUACUUCCCUCAAGUGGCUAACCAUUCUGCAAACCUAAUGCUGAGGGAGACUCCUGACUCCAGUCCCUCAGCUUCCAACGCGUGCUGUUUCCUUGGUGUGCAUGUAUGACUUUACAUUAGAAACACCAGGGAUUUCUUUUUUCCCACACUAAUUGUAAAUACUUUUAGAUCAUAGAGGUCUUGUGAGCUGAAAUAGGUUAUCCAACUCAGGCUAUUACAAACAGGAAAAGAAACCAACCUGGCUUCUGAACUGGGGUCAAAGAAAGCUCUAUCAGGAAUUGAAGUCAAGAUACAGGAAUGUCUCCAGAUCCUCUCUUCUCAUUAUCCCAUGUAUGUAGUAUAAACUCUGCCUCUGUUCUGCCAUUUGUCAGGCCAACUUCUGUAUGUUAGGUUACAAAUGAGAUAACACACCCAAGAAAUCUUUAGUUAACUUGUAGAUCAGGUAAAGCAUCUCUGAAAUGUCUUCCAACAGAACCCUGAAUUUAUCUGGCUAAGUUACUGCCACCCUCCUACCAUAAUAACUUGUUUAACAAAUGGGUAUAUUCCAUUGCCCCUUAAUUUUGAGAGGGCAAUGACCAAGUCUGUUCUCCCAAUGGUUAUCCCAGGAAGUACCGAAUAAGGGAAUAAACUGUAACAGGAAGCUUGGUUGAAAGAACUGGUAAGGGGGCAGAAUGAGCUUCCAUUCCUCGGAUACUAAACUGAUCUAGGGCAUGACAUUUCAUAGCGCAAUUCAACAUUCCAGAGUUCAGUAGCUUAAAACAUGCUGCUCUAAUCAGACACACACUUUGGCUGGGCAGUGAUCUUUUCCAUUUUAGAAAGAGACCUUGUAGGAUCUGUGCCUCAGUCAUGGACUUAAAUGGAGGUACUCAAUGACAGUUCUAUCGGUAGCAGGGGAUGGGAUGAAGAAAAUAUUGGUGAGAAUCCUCAUUCAGAAAUGGGUCAGUCUUUUUUAGAAGAUACCAGUCUUUGUAGACAAGAUCUAGAUAUAAUUCUUUCAAUGUGUAAGCAUUUUUGUGUGGAUUUCUUUUUUACUGAACUGAGCUGAAAAGACAAAAGUCCUACUGUCAGAAAACAUUUUUUGUGGAGUCUCACCUUUAAAGUGAAUUCCUAGCAUUUCACAAUUACACAACUUUUACCCACUCUGGUGUGUGUUCUCUGAUGCUGCAUAAGACCUGAUCUAUGCCUAAAUAUUUUCCUACAUUCAUAACAUUUAUAAGGCUUUUCCCCAGAGUGGGUUCUCUGGUGCUGGGUGAGUGCUGAGCUUUGGUUAAAGGAUUUUUCACAUUCAUUACAUUCAUAAGGUUUCUCACCAGUGUGGAUUCUUUGAUGUUCCAGAAGAACAGAGCUUCUCCUAAAAGCCUUACCACAUUCAGUACAUUCAUAGCUUUUGUCUCCACUGUGAAUCUUCUUAUGCUGAAUAAGAGUAGAACUCUGGCUGAAGGCUUUCCCACAUUCAUCACAACCAUAAGGUUUCUCUCCAGUAUGAAUUCGCCUAUGCCUAAUGAGCCCUGAGCUGCCUCUGAAAGCUUUUCCACAGUCACAACAUUUGUAAGGCUUUUCACCACUGUGAAUUCUCUGAUGCCUAACAAGAUCUGUUCUGAAACCAAAGGCUUUUCCACACUCUUUACAUGCAUAAGGUCUCUCUCCAGUGUGACUUCUUUGAUGUCUAAUCAGCUUUGACCUAUGGCAAAAUGCUUUUCCACAAUCCACGCACUCAUAGAGCAGUUUCCCUGUGUGAGCUCUGGGCCGUGUGGUGUCAUCUAAGUUUAGACUGAGACCUCUUUCACCUUCGUUACACCCAAAGGUGUUCCGUUCUGAAGAGGUGUUCUCGUUAAAGGUGUUCCGCUCUGAAGAGGUGUUCUCGUUAAAGGUGUUCCGUUCUGAAGAGGUGUUCUCGUUAAAGGUGUUCCGUUCUGAAGAGGAGUUCUCGUUAAAGGUGUUCCGUUCUGAAGAGGUGUUCUCGUUAAAGGUGUUCCGCUCUGAAGAGGUGUUCUCAUUAAAGGUUGCCAGACUGAAGCAGCUUUCCUGGGAAGAAGUUGGACUCAUUUUGUUGCUUGUGUCAUCACUUCCUCUUUGCUUCUCACUAUUGUUCAAACAUCCCAUAGUUUCUUCAACUCUCUGUACUGGAGAAGGUUCCCCAGGAAGUCUUCCUUGAGAUGCCAUGGCCACUGAUGUAACACAUCCAAUAAUUUCUUUCUUUGCUGUCAAUCCUUUGUCAGUCAUCAUCUUGCUGUCUACAAAUGUGAAUAGGGUGUAUCAUUUUCAUGUUUAGAAAGUUAUAGGAGGAACAACAAAUAAACCAAAGGAAAUGGGUUAA